Dovyalis caffra is the source of this 234-nucleotide messenger RNA. NCBI's taxonomy places the organism in Eukaryota, Viridiplantae, Streptophyta, Magnoliopsida, Malpighiales, Salicaceae. The record is from the annotation of a GenBank genome assembly.
AUGCCCAUGGGCUUUGAAAACCCUAUUAGCUUCGGAAUCCUAUAUGCCUUGGAAAAGGCAGGACGUGUCAUUGGGUUUUGGGCUCUGCAAAUCUUAUAUGCCUUAGCGGCUAAGCCUAUCUCAGAGAGGGACUCAUCAGGCAGGCAAUUAAUUUCUUACAAAAAUGCAGCGAUUCUGAGGAGGGCAAGAAACUUCAUUAGCAUUAACAAUAGUCCCAAUAAUUGUGCAAAAUAG